Leptonychotes weddellii (Weddell seal) is the source of this 1623-nucleotide messenger RNA. Lineage: Eukaryota; Metazoa; Chordata; Mammalia; Carnivora; Phocidae. The record is from RefSeq and is a predicted model, not a curated record.
AUGGAGUCCUCCUGGCUCGAGAUGCGCUGGGCGCGGCCCUUGUACUUGGCCUUCGUGUUCUGCCUGGCCCUGGGGCUGCUGCAGGCCAUCAAGCUCUACUUGCGGAGGCUGCGGCUGCUGCGAGACCUGUGCCCUUUCCCCGCGCCCCCCACCCACUGGUUCUACGGGCACCAGAAGUUACUUCAGGAUGGUAAAAUGGAGAAAUUUGAGGAGCUUGUUGAAAAAUACCCUUGCGCCUUUCCUUGCUGGGUUGGGCCUUUUCAGGCAUUUUUCUAUAUCUAUGACCCAGACUACGCAAAGAUAUUUCUGGACAGAACAGAUGCCAAGUCCAAGUACCUGUACAAGUUCUUGAUUCCAUGUCUUGGAAAAGGACUGGUGAGUCUAGACAGACCCAAGUGGUUCCAGCACCGUGAACUACUAACUCCUGCGUUCAAUGUUAACAUCUUGAAAUCAUAUGUUGAGGUGAUGGCCCAUUCUGUGAACACAAUGCUGCGUAAGUAGGAGAAGAUUUGCAGCUCUCAGGACACAGUGGUGGAGGUCUACGAGCACAUCAACCUGAUGACCCUGGGCAUACUUCUGAAAUGUGCUUUCAGCCAGGAGACCAACUGCCAGAUAAGCAGCACCCAUGAUCUUUAUGUUAAAACAACGUUUGAAGCCAGAAAAAUCAUCUUUUAUCACUUACACAGCUUCUUACAUCACCAUGACAUCAUUUUCAAAUUCAGCCCUCAGGGCCAACGCUUACAAGAGAUGAUCAAAAUUCUACAACAGUACACAGAAAAGGUAAGCCAGGAUAGAAAGAAAUUCCUCAAAGAUGAGAAGAAGCAUGGUAACACUCAGAAGCAGAAGUACCAGGAUUUUCUGGAUAUUAUCCUUUCUGCCCAGGCUGAAAAUGGCAACAGCUUCUCAGAUACUGACCUAAGGUCUGAGGUGAACACAUUCAUGUUGGCAGGGCAUGACACCAUGGCAGGGAGCAUUUCCUGGCUCCUCUACUACCUGGCUCUGAACCCUGAGCAUCAGGAGAGAUGCCGGGAGGAGAUCAGGGGCAUCCUGGGGGACAGGUCUUCUAUCACCUGGGACCAGCUGGGUGAGAUGUCAUACACCACAAUGUGCAUCAAGGAGUCACUCCGACUGGUGCCUCCAGUCCCAUCUAUUUCCAGAGAGCUCAGCAAGCCCAUUACCUUCCCAGAUGGAUGCUCUUUGCCUGCAGGAAUUGCUGUGGUUCUCAGUAUUUGGGGCCUUCACCGUAACCCUGCCAUCUGGGAAAAUCCAGAGGUGUUUGACCCCUUGAGGUUCUCCCAGGAGAAUUCUGAUCAGAGACACCCCUACUCCUUCUUACCAUUCUCAGCUGGACCAAGGAACUGUAUCGGGCAGCAUUUUGCCAUGAUUGAGCUAAAGGUGGCCAUUGCCUUGAUUCUACUCCGCUUCAAGGUGGCUCCAGACCCCACCAGACCUCUUGUCUUCUUGUACCAGAUUGUCCUCAAAGCCAAGAACGGGGUCCACUUGCACCUAAAGAAACUCUCUUAAUGUUAUAGCCCAUGGUACAGCAAUCCUUCCAUCCAUACUAUAUAUAUAUAUAUAUAUACAGUUUUAAAGUUAAAUUACAGCUACUGGGCCAAGAAAAUG